Molecule: messenger RNA, 7658 nt
Organism: Haliotis rufescens (red abalone)
Lineage: Eukaryota; Metazoa; Mollusca; Gastropoda; Lepetellida; Haliotidae
Product: folliculin-interacting protein 1-like
Exons: 20
Coding region: 146-3361 (1071 amino acids)
Cellular component (GO): cytoplasm
Molecular function (GO): ATPase inhibitor activity; protein-folding chaperone binding
Source: RefSeq, a predicted model, not a curated record
AGCCAGGAUAAGCUCAGGUUGUACAACACUUUCACGCCUUCGGCAGGUAUAGAGAACUUUCACGUGAUGGCACGCGGCAUGUGACCUUAUACUACGCUGUCAAAGUCUAGAUGAGACAUUACAUACAGUCGGUAGUAUAUGCGAGAUGAGAUCAGAAAUGAAGAAUUAUCUGGGAGAAAUAUUAGCUUCCACUGCAGCUCUGAAGGAUAAUUUUCUUAAUGAUAUGACAUUUAGCAGGAAGUUUCGGGGGAAUGCCCCGAAACUUGAUCGUAGCAAGGUCCGUCUGGUGGUGUACGUCGACCACGACAAGGGAAGGACACCCAUGUUUGAUUCAGAUUCCAUAACAAAACUAGAUGAUCCUCCUGUCCAGCCGUCUAGAAGGUUGUGCGGGAGAGAUGACAGCAGCCAUUCAGCACAGAAAAGUCAUCCAAAAUAUCAGUUUACGAAGCUGGGCAGUGACAGCAAGGUGUUGGAGGAGAUGAUGUUCGGCUCUGUGGGAAUGGCUUACAAAGGCUCCACACUUAAAGUGCAUUUUAUCAGGUCUCCUCCACAAAUAAUGCUGAGCAAAGUGUUUUAUCCAGAAAAACCAAAACGAGAAUCGUGUGAGCUGGACAGCGACUCGUGCAGCAGUUUUCACAGCCAGACGGGAGACUUCUCACUUCCACGAGGUAUUUCAAGCAGGACCAACUCGGGAACAAACAUAGCUAUGAGUAUGCCGAUGGCAGUUCCGUCCCCACAUGACAGCUUUACCGAUUCCGUUGAUGAUGACAGUGGCCUUGCUUCUUUUACAUCAAGCGGAAGUUUCCACACCCCGGUGCCGUCCCCGAGUGGAAACAGCACCAGCAGCUACAACAGCCUACAUCGACGGUGGAUGCGGACGCAGACAACAUCGCUGCAGAGUUUAAGCAGGAAGACUGCGGCCAUGGACCAGCUACAGAAACAAGAGAAUUCUCUCCCAAGAAAGAGGAAAUGCAAGAUUGCUCUUGGAAUUCUCUUUGGUCCAAAUGAAGAGGAUAAGUUGUUCCAGAACUUCUUCUUCUCCCACAUCACUCUGUUUGAGGGUCAUGUGGAAAAGUUGGCAGCACUAGUGGAGAGAUGCUAUUUCAAUCGACAGAGAUUCAUCCCAAUGGUGAUGGAGGCACUGGAAGGAUUCCGUGAUGAUGUACAUGACCUGUACACGGCCCCCAGACUGGCAGAUCCCGUGUGGUUGAACAUGAUGUCAUUCAGUAAUCAUCGCUAUGUCUUCUGUGAAAAAUUCAUCAAUGAAUUCAUGUCAUUGGCUGCCAAGUUUGACAACAAGUCGACCAAUUUUUUUGUGAGUACGUUGGUGUCGGCCGUCCUCACCCACCACCUGGCCUGGGUGCCAACUGUCACACCUGCAGGGGGAACAUCCUCCAAAACUUACCUGGAUAAACACUCUGCCAAGUGGCUGGACACUUUGGCAAAGACACAUCCUUACAAUCCUUUGUGGGCUCAGUUGGGGGAUCUGUAUGGUGCUAUUGGCUUCCCCCUCAAACUGGCCAGGACGGUGGUGGUUGGCCGGAAGCAGGACCUGGUCAAGAAAUUCCUGUACGUCCUCAGCUACUUCAUCCGCUGCAGCGACGUCCACGAGCGGAAGGAGCAGGGGCAGCUGGACGACUUCAUCAACGACAUGUUCUUUGAUACCUCCCCCUCCGAGAGCGAGAAGACCAUCUUGGACUUGGUCCCGGGGGAGGAGGAGGGGGGCAGUACUAACAACAGCUGUUCCGCGCUGACCGAGAAGCAUGUGUCAGGGGCGUGUAACUGUGAUAGAGACAAGGUGGACAGGUUGAAGCGGGUCCGGAGUCGGACCGAGGAGUGGCUGCUUGAGGUGCAGGAUAAGAGCUAUCACAGGGUCGGGGGAUGUAUUGAGUUGAUUGAUAUCAGUGGUAAGAAAUCUCAUGAUGUGGGAUCUGUUCUGAAGGAGAGGGGAAUUGGAAGUUCCGUACCCCUUGCCAAUGUGAUUGACGGUGGUGAUGUGAUAGAUGGAGGUAAUGUGAUCGAUGGCGGGAAUGUGAUUGACGGUCAUAAUGUGAAUGAUGGUGGUAAAGUGUUUGACAACGGUGAUGUGAUUGAUGGUGGUAAAGUGUUUGACAGUGGUGAUGUGAUUGACGGGCAGGAUCUUGUGUUUAGAAUGGACAAAGAAGGAAAUAUGAACUCAAGGGAAUGUAGGUUAUCCACAGCCAAAGUAAUGGAAAGUCUUCGUGUGGAAAAUGUGAAUCAUGUUCGCAAAGACAGUGCUUCAGUGUUGCAAAAUGGUGGAAUAAGUGACAGGACUGUGAAGGAUGGGGUGUCCGAUUCGAAAGGAUCUAGUGCGAAAGUAGUGUCUGUUCUGUCCCAGCAAUUGCAGUCUUCAGGAUCGGAGUCCGACCUCAAGCUGACCACCAGUGAGGUGAGAAAUUUGUAUCAGAAGGAAGGUUCCAAUAGCAUGUUUGAGGAAUAUUUCGUGGAUGGGAUAGAGGCAAAGACUAUUGAUGAUGUGGCCGAUCAUGAGCGAGUGGUCAACCACCCUCUAGCCAGCCCGACCGAUGGACCCCGAGUGGCCGAUGGUGUCAAGGUGGUGGAGGAUGUAGUACCGGAGCUGCAGAAGCAGCAGAGGACGUCUAUGUCGAGGCAGAACAGUAUGGACAAAGUUGGUCUUUCUACCCGACCAACCACUCUACCAGGCAGAUGCAGAUCAGUGACACCGACAGAGCUGGGCAGACGACGACAUCUCUCCUCCGCCAGCAGCACCGAGGUGGAGCCCUUUGACCCCAUCAGCCACUGCAAGGAGCUCUCCAUGCCUGACUUGCCGUCCGAUGUGUCACCGUGGAGCAUCAAGACGUUUGACAGAAACUUCGGAAGGUCACUCCUGGCUGGCUACUCCGAUCACUACAUGUCAGACUUCGUCCUUCACGGCACCUCCGACCAGAACUUCCGACAGAAAAUGCUCAACGACCUUCAGCUGGCAUCACAGAAUUCUGUGCUUGACGAACCCAUUGCAGAGGCUGUGUGUAUUGUGGCCGACACAGACAACUGGACGGUUGAGGUUGCUAGUAGCCGUCUGCUAGAGAAGUCACCAUCUGCUACAAUGACCUGGAUGACCUCCCAACUCGUCUGCAACCUCAUUGAAUCGGUGCUCAGCCUUUGGAAGUUGAAAAUGAGUCCAGAAUUUUGUCUCAUGCAUGUGGAGGACCGUCUGCAGGAAAUCUACUUCAAGAGCCAGAUGUUGUCAGAGUAUGUCAAGGGUUCGUCCCGCAAGAACAUGAAAGAGCUGGCACACAUGCUGGGGUUUGAUACCAGUGACCAUCCCCUGCUGGCAGCCAUCGGUAGCACCCACUCCCCAUCCUUCAGCGUCAACUGAAGAUACCUAGCCAGACACUGGAGAUUUCCACACGGUUGGCCGUCAAGACAGACAAUCCUUGAACCUAAUCAGCAGGAGGUAGCUGAGCAUGCUGAUAUGACAUGUCCAUUACCUUGGCGUCCAUUGUUGGUAGUCGUUUCCCAUUCCUGGGGCUGACUGAGAAUGGAAAUGGUUGCUCUAUGCCUUCAAGCCUCACAGAGCUGUCGGGUUGGUCCAUCUCCACCUCGCACCUGAUGUACUGGAAACUGGAGUACGGUUUCAGUGCCCACACAUGCUGCUAUGUCAGCUGAUGGUAGUCGACCCAUCGGGAUCAUCUACCUCAUUCAGCAGUAAACCAUCAACAUCAGCGGCAACAGCAGCAACCCCAGGGUUGGGGGCAGAGUGCAUGCAUCUGUCUGUGUGAUGCACUGUGCUAUCUGUAUGUUGAUGUGAUGUCAUGGAGCUGAUGUCUUAUGUUGUUAUAUCAUGUUAUAUAGACUUGUUAUUGAAUACAACCUGGUGCUUAUUGUUUCUGUAGCAGGGUCAGAACUAAACUCAAAGCUUUACUUUCCUUGGUAAAGAGAAAAUGCCAUUGUAAUGUGAAAAUAUGGGGAAAUUUGUACUAACCUGUAAGAAUUGGCCUAGUGUGACAUUCUAACCCUGAGUACGACAUAGAGUAGUUAGACAGAUAGUGUUGCUAGAAUAAUUAUUCUUGUGAAAAUUCUGGUCCACAAUUUCAUAUUAUUAUACAUGUAUACACUUUGUUGUUUGACAAACAUUGCCCUCAUUUCAGAAUUUGUGGACAAAUCUAAAUUAAAAAGCUAUUUACUUUGCCCAAAUGUUGUUUCUGAAUAAGUGGGUAUUUUGAGAAAAAGGUUUGAAUAAUUCUUGAAAGAGUUUCUCUUGGCUUGAAACAUGAUAUGAAACUGGUCAAAUCUUGCCAUCUUCCUGAUCCUUUAUACAAUGAUUUCUUAGCACAUAUACAAUUACAGAUCUGAAAGUUUGAUGGCUUGGGAGACCUGUAAUGUUAUACUGUUUUCUGAACUUUUCGAGAAUAUAGAGAACUAGUUGUCUUUCCAAAACAGUUUUAUCUUGGAAUAACAAAACAUUAUGUUUCAAUUGAUUGUAAUUUUGUUUUGAAAUAUUGGUCCUUUUUCUUACCUGCAUGUGGUAGCCAAACACGACUGUCCAAGGAAGUCAUACUUGUGUCUACAUUUCAUAGUGUUGUGACUUUAAAGAUGAAUGCCAUAUCUCUUGUAAAUCAAUCUCAUUAAAAUCAAGUCAGAGUGCUCUCUAACACUUCACCUAAAUCUGACGACAUCCCAUGAAGUUCAUGUCGGAACGAUCUUUUGCGAUCUUUCACUGACCAAUAGAAUGACAAAAAGAAAUAAGAAAGUGCUUUCUCAAGAUUUACGGGACUAGUUUCAAACUGGCAACUUCCAUCCCAGACUAAGCUUGGGAAAAUAUUUUGACUAAGGUCUUAAUUCAAAAUUUGAAAUGUGAACGUAAGAAAAUGCUGCAAUGUCCAAUAGAUGGUCGAGAUUGUAUGGCAGUAAUUCCCAUGUGCUAUGGAAAUUCUCACCUGUUUCAAAUGAUUGUCCCAUUGAAGUGAGAGAUAGACGAUGAUUUUGACAGAAUCAUUCAUACAGCCUUUCGGGGUACCCUGUGUUAAUGGUUUUGAGGUUGGAUGAUUCGAAAACACAUUCCGGUUGAUCUGGUAACGAUGCUCGGAAUGGUCGUAUGGAAGGUCGUUCUGAUGUGACCUGUUGUGGGAUGUCCUCAGGUCUUUGUUUAGCGGUAACGAGAACUUAGCUCUGAUUUGAAUGAGCUUGCAUGUAAAUGGCGUGACAGUUGAUUUUGUGUUAAUGGAUUCUGCCCUGAUGUGGUAAACAAAACUGGUGUGCACACCAAAUGUUUUAAGCAUACCAAACACUUCAUUGGAUGCUUUAGAUAUGAUCAGGUGAAUACAAAUUGUGGAUUGUGAUCACAAAAUGCACCCUGAAUUUCGAAUUUUGUAUUUACAACAUUUACCAAAAGUAAAUAAGUCCUUCUGAUUAUUGGAACUAUCUCCUAAGUGUCACAGCUGUUGAUGCAGUGUCUGUAAUGUCUGGGCCAAUAGUGUCACAGCUGUUGAUGCAGUGUCUGUAAUGGCUUGGUCAAUAGUGUCACAGCUGUUGAUGCAGUGUCUGUAAUGUCUGGGCCAAUAGUGUCACAGUUGUUGAUGCAGUGUCUGUAAUGUCUGGGCCAAUAGUGUCACAGCUGUUGAUGCAGUGUCUGUAAUGGCUGGGCCAAUAGUAUCACAGCUGUUGAUGCAGUGUCUGGGCCAAUAGUGUCACAGCUGUUGAUGCAGUGUCUGUAAUGUCUGGGCCAAUAGUGUCACAGCUGUUGAUGCAGUGUCUGUAAUGUCUGGGUCAAUAGUGUCACAGCUGUUGAUGCAGUGUCUGUAAUGUCUGGGCCAAUAGUGUUACAGCUGUUGAUGCAGUGUCUGUAAUGUCUGGGCCAAUAGUGUCACAGCUGUUGAUGCAGUGUCUGUAAUGUCUGGGCCAAUAGUGUCACAGCUGUUGAUGCAGUGUCUGUAAUGGCUGGACCAAUAGUGUCACAGCUGUUGAUGCAGUGUCUGUAAUGGCUGGGCCAAUAGUGUCACAGCUGUUGAUGCAGUGUCUGUAAUGGCUGGACCAAUAGUGUUAUGAUUGUCGUCAUCAAAGUACGAUCACUAAUGAGUAAGGGUGCAUCGUAUUACUUGUACAUCGGUAAAUUGACGUUCACUCUUUCCAUAUGUAUCACAAUAUCAUUUUUAAUGCUCGGUGAUUUCAAAUAGUGAUAUUUCUUUUUUAUCAUGCAUUCAAUGUUAUACACUACGUCUUGCCAAAUACCCAGAGCAUACAUCUGUGUGUACAUAUUGAAUAAGUAAACAUCAUGUUGUACCAGCAUCUUGUUUUGUCCAAUAUAUGAACUUCAAUACAUACACCGAUGUUUCAAAUUGCUUCUGAAUUCAAAAUUUAGAAUUAUACAAUAUAACAUGACAGGUAUCACAAUAUGCCCUUGUGCAUCGUAACAUAUUGUGGUAAACCUCAAAUACCCAUCCCUAUUUAUAAGUGAGCUUUACAUGUUGUGAAAAUGUCUGUAUCAUGACAUCACAGGUACUUGUGUCCUCAUGAUUUGUGUCAAUGGAAUCUGAUAUUACAUGCUGAAACCUAGACUCUGUGAUAUUUGUAUUUAACCCUUGAACACUUCAAGGUUCCAUUUGCUGUUGUCUAGCUAAUGAAUACUUGAUGUUGGGAUUGUGUCAAAACAUUUAGUUUGAUUUACUUACAGAUAGAUGCUUCUUUUAGGAAGUUUACUGUAGAAUUAACAUCAGAGCUUGUGAAUGAUGAUAUCCUAUGAGUAUGAUGUUUACAUUUAUAUAAGUAUAAGAGCUUUUAUCAUACCUCCAUGUCAGAAUGAGAUCUGAUUCGUCCACGUGAUCUUGAUAAAAUACUGUGUAUCCCGCUUUGGAGGGAAAUAAAUUUCUCAGCAGGAGAAUAAAUCCCUUAUACCCCACCACAAACAAGACAGGCUGCACGUAGAUUUCUGAGGGAAAGAAGAAAUCCCUUAUACCCCACCACAAAUAAGACAGGCUGCACGUGGAUUUCUGACGGAAAGAAUAAAUCACUUAUGCACGCUUCAAAGCAAAAACCUGCACGCUUUUUCCAAUCAAUGAAAGUCAUGUGAAAUAGCACAAGUUAACCUCAGCUCUUUCAAACAGCUGUUUUCUAUCAAUUUUGAAUUUGUUUUAAUUCUUUUACAAUCUCAUUUUAAAACAUGUUGGUAAGAUAAAUUCGUUGUUGCACCAUCACUCGGAGUACAUGGAACUUUAUGAGGUCCCCCGUGAAACGCAUAAACCACAUGUAUCCCUCAUGAUACUGCUACAACUUAUAUGACACAGUCCGUAGAUUGAUGUUUGCUUUCAUGGUAAAUAUUAGAGCUUAACACGGUCCGUAGUUUGAUGUUUGCUUUCAUGGUAAAUAUAAGAGCUUUAACACGGUGUUUAGUUUGAUGUUUGCAUUCAUUGUAAAUAUUAGGGCUUUGACAUGGUCCCCUGUUGGAUGUUUGCAUUCACAGUAAAUAUUAGAGAUUUGACAUGGUCCCUACUUUGAUGUUACAUUAACUUUGUCUUCACUUUACAGCAAAACAGUGCUACCCGAAGACUGAGUUUUUAACUUAUUUAUGAUGAUGUGUUUGUUUCUGUGAGCAGGGAUGUGCCAAACUCUUGUCGGAAGACAACAGCCACCCCUGAGACACGUGUCCCAUGAAAUUGAAUAAAUGACAUUAUGGAAUA